AUGGCAGAGAAGACUCUGGAGGCCGUGGUCUGUGGACUACGACCUGGAGCUGUGGCCAUGGCCGUGGCGCUGGAAGAUGGGGCGGAGCCCCCUGUGCUGACCACGCACCUGAAGAAGGUGGAGAACCACAUCACCGAAGCCCAGCGUUUCUCCCACCUACCCAAGCGCUCAGCGGUGGACAUUGAGUUCGUGGAGCUGUCCUAUUCCGUGAGGGAGGGGCCCUGCUGGCGCAAACGGGGCUAUAAGACCCUCCUUAAGUGCCUAUCAGGUAAAUUCUGCUGCCGGGAGAUGAUUGGCAUCAUGGGCCCCUCAGGGUCUGGCAAGUCCACGCUCAUGAACCUCUUGGCAGGAUACAGGGGGUCUGGAAUGAAGGGGCAGAUCCUGGUCAAUGGGAAGCCGCGGGAACUGAGGACCUUCCGCAAGAUGUCCUGUUACAUCAUGCAGGAAGACAUCCUGCUGCCGCACCUCACAGUGCUGGAAGCCAUGAUGGUCUCUGCUAACCUGAAACUGAAUGAGAAGCAGGAGGUGAAGAAGGAGCUGGUGACAGAGAUCCUGACGGCGCUCGGCCUGCUGUCCUGCUCCCACACGAGAACAGCCCUGCUCUCCGGCGGGCAGAAGAAGCGCCUGGCCAUUGCCCUGGAGCUGGUCAACAACCCACCUGUCAUGUUCUUUGACGAGCCCACCAGUGGCCUGGACAGUGCUUCCUCUUUCCAAGUGGCGUCCCUCAUGAAGUCCCUGGCCCAGGGGGGCCGAACCAUCAUCUGCACCAUCCACCAGCCCAGUGCUAGGCUCUUUGAGAUGUUUGACAAGCUCUACAUCCUGAGCCAGGGUCAGUGCAUCUUCAAGGGCAUGGUCACCAACCUGAUCCCCUAUCUGAAGGGGCUCGGUUUGCACUGCCCCACCUACCACAACCCGGCUGACUUCAUCAUCGAGGUGGCCUCUGGCGAGUAUGGAGACCUGAACCCCCUGCUGUUCAGGGCUGUGCAGAAUGGGCUCUGUGCCAUGGCAGAGAAGAACAGCGGCCCUGAGAAGAAUGAGGUGCCCACCCUCUGUCCCCCUUGCCCUCUGGAAGUGGAUGCCAUUGAAAGCCACACCUUUGCCACCAGCACUCUCACGCAGUUCUGCAUCCUCUUCAAAAGGAACUUCCUGUCCAUCCUCAGGGACAUGGUCCUGACCCACCUGCGGCUCAUAUCCCAUGUGGUGAUUGGCGUGCUUAUUGGUCUCCUCUACCUGCAAACUGGCAACGAUGCCAACAAGGUCUUAAACAACACCGGCUGCCUCUUCUUCUCCAUUCUUUUCCUCAUGUUUGCCGCCAUGAUGCCAACUGUGCUCACCUUCCCCUUAGAGAUGGCAGUCUUCCUGAGGGAGCAUCUCAACUACUGGUACAGCCUCAAAAUGUAUUUCCUGGCCAAGACCAUGGCUGAUGUGCCCUUCCAAGUGAUAUGCCCAGCUGUGUACUGCAGUAUCGUGUACUGGAUGACAAGCCAGCCGGCUGAGACCAGCCGCUUCCUGCUCUUCUUAGCCUUGGGUGCCUCCAUGGCCUUGGUGGCCCAGUCUUUGGGGAUGCUGAUUGGAGGUGCCUCCAGCUCCCUACAGGUGGCCACCUUUAUGGGUCCUGUCACCGCUGUCCCCGUCCUCUUGUUCUCCGGUUUUUUCGUCAGCUUCAAAACCAUCCCCAGUUACCUGCAGUGGAGCUCCUACCUGUCCUAUGUCAGGUAUGGCUUCGAGGGUGUGUUACUGAGCAUAUAUGGCAUGGGGCGAGAAGACCUGAGCUGCCUGACGGAACACUGCCCUUUCCAGAAGCCAGAGAACAUUCUCCGAGCCAUGGACGUUGAAGAUGGCAAGCUCUACAUGGACUUCCUGGCCUUGGGCAUCUUCUUCCUGUUCCUGCGGCUGCUGGCGUACCUUGUGCUCCGCUACCGAAUCAAGUCUGAGAGAUAG
This is a messenger RNA of Budorcas taxicolor (takin), 1941 nucleotides long. RefSeq names its product ATP binding cassette subfamily G member 4 (gene ABCG4). The record is from RefSeq and is a predicted model, not a curated record. Gene Ontology annotation, molecular function: ABC-type transporter activity; ATP binding; ATP hydrolysis activity. Lineage: Eukaryota; Metazoa; Chordata; Mammalia; Artiodactyla; Bovidae. The coding region runs from base 1 to 1941 and encodes 646 amino acids. The transcript has 14 exons. Gene Ontology annotation, cellular component: plasma membrane.